This is a messenger RNA of Wyeomyia smithii (pitcher-plant mosquito), 1388 nucleotides long. RefSeq names its product zinc finger protein 420-like. The transcript has 2 exons. The record is from RefSeq and is a predicted model, not a curated record. Lineage: Eukaryota; Metazoa; Arthropoda; Insecta; Diptera; Culicidae. The coding region runs from base 103 to 1212 and encodes 369 amino acids.
GCGGAAAAAAAACAUUGUGAUAACACGAUGACAGUUUCAGUUUGUUUGCAAACAGUGCCGCUCUAACUUUUCUGUCGUAUUAGGUUCACAGUGAAAAACCAAAUGAAUACUUCCGAAAUAAAGGAAAACUCCAACGGUUUCGAAGAGAAAAGUUUUAUUAAAGUCGAAGAAACAUGCUUCAAUGAACCGAUCGAUCAACCGAAUAACAUCCACCCGGACCCUUCAAUUGAUGAGAACAAACCGUACGAUUGCAAGAUCUGUGGCAUACAGCUGAAAGCAAAUAAUAUUAAACGGCACUUGCGUACGCAUUCCAGCAAGAAGUCUUUCGACUGUGAUGAAUGUGAAGGAAAGUUUACCCGUCGGAGUUCACUUAUUCGGCACAAGCUCACACAUUCGGAUGAUGGAUCUUUCGGCUGCGAGAUCUGCAAGAAAAGGUUCAAGGAAAAGGUGGUUUUGACGCAGCACCUGAAAAAGCACGAGAGGAAUUAUAAAUGUGAUGUCUGCGGAAGAGGUUUCCUUUAUCCGUAUCUAGUGAAGCUGCACGCGCGGCUUCACUCUGAUGAUCCGGUCGUGCGAAAGUUCAAAUGUGAGAUUUGUAAGAAAGAGUACAUUACUCGGUCCCAUCUGAACUUUCACGUGAAAAAGCACCAAAAAUCAUUCGCGUGUGACGAGUGCCCGAAAACAUUUGUUUACUUUAAAUCACUAUGCGAACAUAAGGCCGUACAUUCCAAUAAACAAGCUAAUAAAUGUAAAAUUUGUGGGAAAUGUUACCCAAAAAGUUACCUCAAGGCUCAUAUGCGAGUGCAUGCUGGCAAUCAGCGUUACAAAUGCGAAGUAUGUGGAAAAAUCCUUUCGUCCACAAACGGACUUGAGAUUCACAUGAAAGUUCAUCGCGGCGAACAACCUUACAAGUGCGAGAUUUGCGACUUAAGUUGCUCUGGCAAAUUUUCUCUGAAGACACAUCUACGGACGCAUACCAACGAGGAUCCCUUCGGUUGCGACGUUUGUGGUAAACGAUUUGCAGCGAAAGGCAACCUGAAGUACCACAUGAUGGCAGUGCAUAAAAAUAGUCGACCCCACCAGUGCGGCAUCUGCGGGAAAGGAUUUAUUAUUGGCUCGAAAUUGUUGGCGCACACGCGCUUGCAUACCGGCGAAUCCUUGAAAUCUCAUUGGAAAAGUAGUGGGAAUAGUAUGGGCAACGAUGAAAAGUAGAAAUGAAUGUAUAGUCAAUUUACUAGUUAGUUGUAAACUAAGUUCUUAUGGACGCCCUCUUAAAGCUCCUGCAAAUUAAAUGAAAAUCUUCAAAAUUCAACGAAAAUCAUAGUCGGUGUUGAUAUCAUAGCAAUGUAUAGUCACUGUCUAUUUUACUAGUCUGAGUCGGAGUGGAU